Ceratina calcarata is the source of this 1844-nucleotide messenger RNA. RefSeq names its product forkhead box protein E4. Gene Ontology annotation, cellular component: nucleus. The coding region runs from base 378 to 1844 and encodes 488 amino acids. Gene Ontology annotation, molecular function: RNA polymerase II cis-regulatory region sequence-specific DNA binding; DNA-binding transcription factor activity, RNA polymerase II-specific. Gene Ontology annotation, biological process: animal organ morphogenesis; regulation of transcription by RNA polymerase II. The record is from RefSeq and is a predicted model, not a curated record. The transcript has 2 exons. NCBI's taxonomy places the organism in Eukaryota, Metazoa, Arthropoda, Insecta, Hymenoptera, Apidae.
CGCCUGCCAAGUGGCAAACCUAAAUAAUUGACCCCACCGUGCGGUUCUCAGUGCAAACAAUUUACACCCGCGUAAAUAACACCGGUUCUUUCUUUCUCCCUCGCUCUACCUUUCCUACCGCCCGCCUUCGUAUUGUGACCGCGCCGUGGAACGCGUGGCUGACGCGCGAAUUCGUCCGCGGGAACGUACACGACACGAAAACAAUAAUAGGACGCGUUGAAAUUGAAACCGCGAGUGACUGGAAAGCGUAACUGCUUUUCAAACGUUUUGACAAUUCGACGUUGUGAAGGGACUGUGUUCAUUUCGAAGGAUACUUAAUCCACGGUGAAGUGAAUGGACUAGUUCAUGAUGUUCGCGUGAUCAUCGUACAGUAACCCAUGGAUCAGACAGUGAUCGUUCCGUCGAGUCGCGGUAGCACCGGGGAGAACGCGAGGAUCCCGAUGAAGAACGAAUCGGAGUCGAGCAUGCAUCUCCAAGACCAGACGACGACCGUCGCUCAUUCUAACUCCGCAUCGGUGGUCCCUAGGACGAACAGUUUAUCGAUAAGUAACAGUCUGAGCCAGGACCAGAGCCUGGACCCGCUGAUGUGCAAUCCGUCCAGCACGGAAUUGCCCAGAAAGCCAGGAGCGCGGCGUCAGGAGAAGCCACCGUACUCAUACAUAGCAUUAAUUGUGAUGGCGAUCCAAUCGAGUCCCGGGAAGAGAUUAACCCUUUCGGAAAUCUACUCGUUCUUACAACAACAUUUUGCGUUCUUCCGAGGCGCGUAUCAAGGCUGGAAGAACUCCGUGCGUCACAACCUGAGCUUGAACGAGUGCUUCAUUAAACUACCGAAAGGAUUAGGGAGGCCGGGUAAAGGCCACUACUGGACGAUCGACCCGUCGACGGAGUACAUGUUCGAGGAGGGUAGUUUCCGUCGACGUCCACGAGGUUUCCGUCGCAAGUGCCAGGCACUGAAGCCCCAGUACCCGCAAUACUUCUCCGGGAGCGGACCGGUCGGCGUCCAGACGCCCGGAUACGAGAAUCUGACGCCUGGAAGUAUGGAAUACGCGAACGGGUAUCAGAAUCAGUAUCAGAAUUAUCAAGAAUACGCGAUGUACGGGCCCGGAGCCGCGGUCUCUGCCGAUUGGGCGUAUCCUGAAACCACGUAUAAGACACCACCUAUAGCGGAAGUGACGUACAAGACGACGGAAGUUACGUACAAAACUGGGGAACCGUCGGUUUAUAGAAAUGGGGAGAUAGUGGCGUUUAAGAGCGAGCCAACAGGGUACGCGGCGAGGAGUCAAGAACAACUGGGUUACAGAGCGACGGAUGGGUUCUCUGUCAAGGAUCACCAACAGCAUCAUCCGGAGUCGAUCUACAAGGAGAACGAGUCUAUAAUGAGUUACAAGUGCCCGUCGAAUCCUGCGCCCACUACUCAGGCACCGGGACAGGAUUAUUACGUCGGUUACGGACUUGCCGGGGUCAAUAGUACCGGAAACAAUGUCAACGUUUCUAUGCAAGGGAUCCCGGAACAAACUGGGAACAGCAGCCCCAUAGGGAACGUCAAUUCACCGCACAGCGGGUGCCAGACACCUGUCACGGAUAAUGGCUUGAAAAUGCAAUGUUCGAACUCGAACUCGAACAGCUCCGGAGGUGGACUGAUCGACCGCAAGCCGUCCUACUUCGGUCAUCCAGCCGGCUCGGUUGCUCUAAGCUCGUUAAGCUCCCUAAGCUCGCUGAACUUGAGCAACAUCGGUGGCCUGAGCAUAUCGAACAUACCGGGUACGGUUCCCUCGAACAUUCAUCACACGACGACGACGCCAUCGACGACCAUGUACUACGAUCAGAUCAAGUACAGUAUGUGA